Molecule: messenger RNA, 2177 nt
Organism: Carlito syrichta (Philippine tarsier)
Lineage: Eukaryota; Metazoa; Chordata; Mammalia; Primates; Tarsiidae
Gene: HUS1
Product: HUS1 checkpoint clamp component
Exons: 8
Coding region: 21-863 (280 amino acids)
Biological process (GO): nucleotide-excision repair; meiotic DNA integrity checkpoint signaling; mitotic DNA replication checkpoint signaling
Cellular component (GO): nucleolus; checkpoint clamp complex; site of double-strand break
Source: RefSeq, a predicted model, not a curated record
GGCGGGGCGCGGGCGCGGCCAUGAAGUUUCGCGCCAAGAUAGUGGACGGGGCCUGUCUGAACCACUUCACGCGAGUCAGUAACAUGAUAGCUAAGCUCGCCAAAACCAGCACCCUCCGCAUCAGCCCAGAUAAGCUGAACUUCAUCCUUUCAGACAAACUUGCCAAUGGAGGAGUGAGCAUGUGGUGUGAGCUGGACCAGAAGAACUUCUUCAGCGAAUUUCAAAUGGAGGGCGUCUCAGCAGAAAAUAAUGAGAUUUAUUUAGAGCUAACAUCAGAAAACUUAUCUCGAGCCUUGAAAACUGCCCAGAAUGCCAGAGCCUUGAAAAUUAAACUGACCAAUAAACACUUUCCCUGCCUCACAAUCUCGGUAGAGCUGUUAUCUGUGUCAAGCAGUAGCCGCAUUGUGACACAUGACAUCCCCGUAAAGGUUAUUCCUAGAAAAUUGUGGAAGGACUUACAAGAACCUGUGGUCCCAGACCCUGAUGUUAGUAUUUAUUUACCAGUCUUGAAGACUAUGAAGAGUGUUGUGGAAAAAAUGAAAAACAUCAGCAACCACCUUAUUAUUGAAGCAAACCUAAGUGGAGCAUUGAACUUGAAAAUAGAAACUGAAUUAGUAUGUGUUACAACUCAUUUUAAAGAUCUUGCAAAUCCUCCAUUAGUCUCUGAAAGUACUUCUCAAGACAGAAAUCCAGAACAAAUGGCUGAAGUGCACAUAGAUAUUAGGAAGCUCCUACAGUUUCUUGCUGGACAACAAGUAAAUCCUACAAGGGCCUUAUGCAAUAUUGUGAAUAACAAGAUGGUGCAUUUUGAUCUGCUUCACGAAGACGUCUCCCUUCAGUAUUUCAUCCCAGCACUGUCCUAGCAGCUCCUUGCCCUGUCUUGUGCGUGGAGACUUCAUCAGGAUGGAGAGCCAUGGGUGAUGUGUUCCAAGUCAUUCAUCUUUGUCCUCACAGCACCACAGAUCAACACCCUGUACUCACUUCUCCCUCUAUAGUACUUUGACUGAAAGUCAAAUUGAUGAAGCACAGUUGGAUAAUUGUACUACUUAUUAUUCAUGUGUGUUUUGUUUUUAAGACAUUGAGAAAAGCUAGAGUUUUAUUCAUACCUUAAAAAGCAGUUUCUCGUCGAAGUUGUGAAGACCGCAUGUGUUUAGAAUUUGUGUAGUAGCCAGAAUUCACAAAGGUGUUACCUAUGGUGUUUGGUCCUUUUCCACCAGGCAGUCUCUAGCUCAGCACAGUGUGUAGCACAUAGUCAGUGGCCCUUACGUUCCAUUGUGCUCCCUCUCCUUGCAGCUCAGUGACAGAAAGGACAGCCUGUCUCACCUCUCCUGCUGCUUUGUUUACUCAGACCAUCAUGGGGAGUCACUGGCAGCAUUUGGAGCCUGUGUCCAACUUGCUGAAGACUUGAUCCCACUCCCCCUGCGAUGCCUGGAGAGCUGGUCCAGCCCACACAGCUCUUGUCUGGGGGUUCAUUCUGCCACUCCAAGCAGUUUCUCCCUGGGGCCAGUUUUGGUCUCAGGUUAUGUUUCCUUAUAUUUCUUUCUUCUACAGUGCAUCAGGUUUGUGAUUCUGGAAAUAAUUUUAGAGUAGAAACAAAUGAGACUUCUAAGCCAGCAUUUGUGUUAAGUGAUGAGACCAUUAUUUCUGUUUAUAUAUCAAAGCUGGUUCAGUACUGAUAGAUAUGCUUUCUCAUUCUCUCUGAAGUACAUUCCAUCAUAGUUCCUAUUAUAAUUGAAUCUUACUUGUCCUGUGGAGGUGGACAUCAUAAACAUUAUCUUAAUGUCACAUUACAGAGUUGACACCUAAGGUGCUUAGGAUAAGAUGAAGAAAUGAAAAUCCAGCAAAAACAAAACUUUAUUUUUUGGCCUUUUCCCAUUAUUUGGUAAAUCCAAUGUAUUUGUAUUACUCUUUUGAUAUUUAACAAUGUUAGUUUGAAUAGGAUGGAAUUGUUAAAUUAGAGGAUACCAUCUUAAUUUGUAAGCUGUCUUCUCUUUGGCUUGUAAUGAAAUUAAUUCCAGCUGUAGUGGUAAAACUUAAACAUCAUGAUGCAAAAUGAAGUCAGAUCUGAAAGUAGUUUGAUAACUUAACGUUUCUGUCAAAGAAAGUGUGUUAGCAACUUAAACUAUUGCUGUAUGUAAUGUUUAUUGUCAAAUACACCUGAUUUUGAUGAUUUUUCA